UUAAACAUGAGCGAAAAACAAAAAGUAUUAAUUUGUGGAGAUGUAGAAGGUCAUUUUACAUUUUUAUUCAAUAAAGUUGAAGCAAUCAAUAAAAAGAGUGGGCCGUUCGAUUUUUUGCUAUGCGCCGGAAAUUUCUUUGGCAAAAAUAAUUGGGAACUGGAAGCGUAUAAAUUGGGUAUGAAAAAUAUACCAGUUCCGACAUACAUUAUUGGAGCGAAUAGAGAAAAUGACUUGGACAAUUAUCCGGACGUUGAUGGAUGCGAAAUAUGUCAAAAUCUUACUUAUCUUGGAAAACGCGGAUUGUAUACAGCUAGUUCUGGACUUAAGAUAGCUUACAUUAGUGGUACAGAGUGUAAAUCUUCAGAAUCAAAAUCUACUUGUUUCACUGAAAACGAUGUUAUAUCAAUUAAACAAGCUUGCUUGAAAGGUCAACCUAGUUUUCGUGGAAUUGAUGUAUUAAUGACUUCUCCUUGGCCUGCUGCUAUUACAAAUUUAGAUCCUAAUAAACCAAAUUUUAAAUAUGAAGGUUCUAAAUUGAUUGCAUGGUUGGCCACACAAGUAAAACCUAGAUAUCAUGUAGCAGCUUUGGAAGGAAUUCAUUAUGAAAGACCUCCGUAUAGGAAUCAAAGUUUACAAGAUGGUAACAUUGAAAUUGCAACAAGAUUUAUAGCACUUGCACCUGUCAUGAAUACUCAAAAGAAAAAAUGGUUAUAUGCAUUGAAUCUAACUCCUGUUGAUAGGACACGUUUAUCAGACUUAGUUAUGAAAACUACAGAUGAAACAGAUACCCCAUAUCCUAGAUCAAUGUUAUCAAAUGAACCCUCAGCUAAAAAAGUAGAGCAAAAACAUACACAGUUUUUUUAUGACAUGGAAUCUCAAGACUGUAGCAAGAGGACUAAGUAUUCACAGGGUUCUAACAAGAAACCCAGACCAGAAUUUGAUCAAGCGAAAUGCUGGUUCUGUUUAUCUAGUCCUGAAGUUUCUAAACAUUUAGUAAUAUCAGUUGGAACAGAGAUUUAUGUUGCACUUGCAAGGGGUGGAUUGGUUGAAAAUCAUUUCUUGAUUUUACCAAUAACACAUCAUCAGAGUCUUUCUAUCCUACCAAAAGAUGUGAAAGAAGAAAUGGACCAGUAUAAGAGUGCUAUAACAAAAUACUACGCUACUAUGGAUAAAGUACCUGUAUUUUUCGAACGCAAUUACAAAACAUCUCAUUGUCAGUUACAAGCUGUACCUAUCCAUAAAAAUCAAGCACCAGCUCUAAAAGAAACAUUCGAAGAAAUGGCUGAAUGUAAUAAUUUUAAAAUAAGUGAAUUGCCACCACAUGCAGAUUUACAGCAAAUUGCAAAACCGGGUGUUUUAUAUUUUUACGUAGAGUUACCGGGUAGAGAAAAAUUGUAUUACAGAAUCAAGAAAGAUUUUCCACUUCAAUUUGGAAGAGAAGUAUUAGCUUGUGACAGAAUAUUAGACAUUAAUGAUCGAUCCGAUUGGAAAGAUUGUCAAUUGGACGAAGAAGAGGAAAUUGAGUUAGCGAAACGAAUUAGACGAGAAUUCCAGCCAUUUGAUAUAGAUACUUGA
Molecule: messenger RNA, 1575 nt
Organism: Habropoda laboriosa
Lineage: Eukaryota; Metazoa; Arthropoda; Insecta; Hymenoptera; Apidae
Product: CWF19-like protein 1
Exons: 3
Coding region: 7-1575 (522 amino acids)
Biological process (GO): mRNA splicing, via spliceosome
Cellular component (GO): post-mRNA release spliceosomal complex
Molecular function (GO): RNA lariat debranching enzyme activator activity; hydrolase activity
Source: RefSeq, a predicted model, not a curated record